UUUAUUUGACAUGACACAUCUUUUAUUCGAGUGUACUUUAUUAAAAUAAGAAAAAAUUAAAUAAUAUAUUUACGGUUGUAGUUAAGAAUAAUAAAUAUGUUAUCGUCUAAAGGCGAAAAUCAAUACGACAACAUUAAGAUUCUUGCAGACACAUUAAAAAAUGAUUUUAAAUCUUUGGCCUAUGAAACCAGAAAAAAGUAUCCGAACAUUAAAGAAUCCUGCGAAGAAGCAAUUGUUAAGCUAAAUAAUUCUGUUUAUGACCAACAAUCAUCCAUAUAUUAUAUGGUUAAUCAAAUAUUGUACCCCUUAAUACAAGGAUGUGAAACUAAAGAUAUAAAAAUUGUAAGAUUUUGUUUGGGAAUGAUGCAAAGAUUAAUAACCCAACAAGUAGUUGACCAAAAAGGUGCUUUAUAUAUAACAGAUGCUCUAUGGAUGUUAAUGGAAAAUAAUGUUGAGGAAGUAAAAUUAAUUCAAACAGUUACGUUACUUUUAACUACAAACUCUGUGGUUCACGGUGAAACUCUUGCGAAAUCUAUGGUUUUGUGUUUCCGAUUAUAUUAUUCAAAGAAUCCUACAGUAUCAAAUAUAUCGGGUGCCACAAUAAGACAAUUGGUGUCUUUAGUAUUUGAAAGAACAUCCCAAGCAAUAAAAAAUUUGCCUAAACAAAACAUUGAAAACACCCAAUCCACUGAAAAUAAAGGGGAAGAAAAUGAGGUUGAAAAUUGUACUGCAGAUGCAUUUUUGUUAUUUCAAGAUUUAAUUAAGUUAAUAAAUUCUGAUCAACCUGUAUGGCUUUUUGGCAUAAAAGAAAUUUCAACAACAUUUGGUCUUGAAUUAGUCGAAAUCAUAUUAAACAACUACAGUAAUAUUUUUUUUGAAAUACCAAAAUUUACAAUUUUGUUAAAAGAACAAGUUUGUGCUCUUAUUAUAAAAUUAUUUUCCCCAAAUAUAAAACAUCGAGCUACUAGUGCUAUGUAUAAUACUACAAUUGCAGCUGAUAAACCGCACUUUGCUUUGAGCGUUAGAUUAUUGAGAGCAGUUUCAAUAUUGGUUCAGAAAUUUCAUUCCAUUUUAGUAACAGAAUGUGAAAUAUUUCUCUCGUUAAUAGUUAAGUUUUUGGACUUAGACAAACCAAAUUGGCAAAGAGCGUUAGCUCUAGAAGUUGAACAUCAAAUGAUUGUUCAGCCAAAAUUAAUUACAUGUUUCUGUAGAUCUUAUGAUAUGAAAGAUCAUGCAACUAAUAUUCUAGAAGAUAUGGUUACGUCUUUUAGCAUAUUUAUAAGAGAUCUCUUAAAAAAUUUUAUACAAACAGCUUUUAACAACCAACAAACAAGUUCACAAAAUUCAAUUUCAUCUACUACAAAUCUGUCUAAUCAAUGCGGAUUUUCUGUUAGUGGAAUUUGGAUACCUCUCUUGUUUCCUUAUUCACCAGGAAAGUGCAAAGCAACUUAUUUAGAAAUGUUAGAUAAAAUUGAGCCGCCAUCUGUAGCAGAAGGUUAUGGAAUAACAUUAACAUAUGCAGCUGUUCUCGAUAUUGUGAGAUCAAUACGUUUAAUUAUAGAUAACAAUAGUAGCAGUUCGGACAAGAAAUCUAAAAGUGAUCUUAAUAGCGACCUCGAGCUUAAUUGUCAGCUAAUCAAAUCUACUUGGACUGGGUUAUUGUCAGCUUUUAUUUGUCUCUUAGAUGCUGCAGCUGAUGAAUCGACAAUUUCCCGAAUAUUAAAUGCUAUGCAAGAUUAUUUAGUACUUUGCGGAGCGUUAGAACUUUUUGAUGCUCGAGACGCUUUUAUUACAGCAAUUUGUAGAUCAGCGUUUCCGCCUAGUUAUGGCAGCACUAUUGUAAACAUAAUUAAUCAUGAUAAUAAUAGUACAAAUAAAUUUAAAAAUAUGGAUAUUAAUUUACACGGAAAUGAUAAUUUUAAUGAAACGGAUUUCCGUAAUCAACUUCAAAAUUCCGUCACGCAUUCGCAGUCUGCUCUUUUGGCUGCAAGUGUAACGCAAGGACCAGUUAUGUUAAGUGCAAAAAAUUUGCAGUGCAUGAAAGCGGUUCUAAACCUUGCUAAUCAUAAUGGAAGUAUUUUGGGAUCAUCGUGGCAUAUAGUUCUCAUAACCUUGCAAAAUUUGGUUUGUAUUUUAGGUUUAAAAUUGUCUACCGGUGGAGGUUUACAGAUUACAAAACCACCAGCUGAAAGUAAUAUAGGGAUUCAGACAGCAGUAAUGGCAGAUUUGCCUAUAAUUUCCCAACUUCUAAGCGAAGUAUUCGAGUCAAGUAAGAAUUUAGACGACGUCGCUUUGCAUCAUUUGAUAGAUGCGCUCUGUAAACUAAGUUGUGAAGCAAUGGAGUUGGCUUAUUCAAAUAGAGAACCGUCCCUAUUUGCGGUAGCAAAAUUAUUAGAAAUAGGGCUUGCCAAUAUGUUUAGAAUUGAGACUAUAUGGAGAUCUUUAACAAACCAUUUAUUGGAAGUAUGUCAGCAUAGACACAUUAGAAUGAGGGAAUGGGGCGUAGAAGCUAUUACAUACUUAUUGAAAGUUGCUUUGCAGUACCAAUAUCAAACUCCUCUUAAAGAAAACAUGGUACUGCAAACAAUGCUUUUAAGCCCGUUAUGCCAACUAUCAUGCGUACCUCAUGGAGAUGUCCGUCAACGCCAAUUAGAGUGCGUCUUGCAGAUUUUGAAUUCUUCUGGAGAAAUAAUAUCUUUCGGUUGGCCUGUAAUUUUAGAAAUUAUUGGGGCUGUAAGUGAUCAUCAUGGCGAACCACUAAUAAGAACAGCGUUCCAAUGUUUGCAACUUGUCAUAACAGAUUUUUUACCAAUAAUGCCAUGGAGAUGUCUUCCUUUGUGCAUAAACACUGCAUCAAGGUUUGGCUCUCAAACGCAGGAAUUGAAUAUUUCUUUAACAGCUAUUGGAUUAAUGUGGAAUAUUUCAGAUUAUUUCAAUCAAAAUCAGGAAAAGUUAAUUCAGGCUGAAGUUGGAGAAAUUUAUGUCUUACCAGAUUUCCCAGGAAUCGUUAAUAUUCCGCAAUUUGAUAAAUUAUGGAUGUGUUUAUAUGCCAGAAUUGGAGACUUAUGUGUUGAUUCUAGGCCUGCUGUCCGAAAAUCUGCUGGCCAGACUUUAUUUUCUACUAUUUCUGCACAUGGAACUUUACUAAGCUCGCAAACAUGGCAAGCUCUUGUUUGGAGUGUGUUGUUUCCUUUACUUGAUAAAGUACGAAGUUUAUCUAGUACAGCUAGUAAUGAAAAAGUGGACACAAGUGGAAAUAUUUUAAUCCAUCAUUCUAGAAAUACAGCUCAAAAGCAAUGGGCUGAAACUCAUGUUUUAAUUUUAUCUGGAGUAUCACGAGUUUUCAAUGCACAAAAAAAUCUUUUACAAAUGUUGGGGGAUUUUUCCCGAGCCUGGUCCUUAAUGUUAGAAUUUAUUCAAAAUGCAGCUUUAAACAGAAUUGAUGAGGUAUCAUUAGCAGCAUUAAAAUCCUUUCAAGAAAUAAUGUUUUAUACUUGUGAUAAAAGAGGCAGUAAUAAGAUUGAAAUAAAAAGCGAACUGGAUGCAAAAAUAUGGAAUGAGUCUUGGAAAACUUGGUUAAAUAUCGGAACAGAAUGCGUACAAUACGUAGAACAUAAUGCAAAUUCUAAUGAAUUUUAUAUACCAAAUCAAGCUUUUUUGACAGCAUUAAUUCAAAUUUUUCCAGCUAUUUUCCAAAAUAUCCGAACCCGGUUCUCUUUUGAUGAUUUUAAUAACCUCAGUAACGUGCUUACAAAUGUCAUAGAGAUACCAUAUCAAAGUGAUUCUGUACCGUAUAUAAUGACCACUUUAUCUGAAUCUGCUUUAACUCCGUUACACGAUGCAGUCCUGGAUUCCAUUGAUUUGAUUCAAAAGGAAGCAACUAAUGAUGGUUCAAAAAUUCGUUAUUUAAUACCAUCUCUCUUCAAACAGCUAUUAUCAUUUAGCAAAUUAUCCUGUAUUCAACCAACACAAUUGGAAAAUAAAUUAAGAAAUGAUCAUUCUGGGUAUGCAAAUUUUCCAAGCGUUGAAACAACAUGUGUAAACUAUAUUCCUUUUGGAGAAAAAGCUUUCACAUUAGCUGUAAAAUUAUACAAAAAAACUGCAACUGAUGAAGAUGUUAUUAAAGAACAUAUUUUAGAGAAUAUUAUUCAAGCAUUGAAAAUUCCACUCGCCCUAAAAUAUAACUGUUUGUCAUCAAGUACGUGGAAGUUAGCUAUUUCAAGUUUAUUUGAAGUAUUGCAAACUGGUUUAAAGGUAGCACGAACUCGUCCAAAUGAUUUUACUGAAAUGUGGAAUGUUUUAGCCGAAACAUUUGACAAAUUUUUAUUUCCAACAAGUGUUUGCACAAUAGAAGAUCGGGGACUAGAAGAAAUUGUUUUGGAUGAAACCAUAGAUUGCCAAGUCAUCGAAUUAAUACGAGAAGAGAUUUUACCAUAUUCUCAUGAAAUACCCCAUCAAUUUAUAAUAAAAAUUGUCGUAAUUUUAAAUAAAGGUUCUAUACAUUCCGCCGCUGAGACUUCAUUAUGCUGCGAAUCUGAUUGGAAGUUAAGAGAAUUAUUUGCAAAAACUUGUUUCGAAACACUAUUGCAAUUCUCAUUAUUGAUUGAUUCUAGUAAUAAUAAUAAUUUUAAUGAAAACAUCAAUGGCAAUACAAAUAAUAGUAAUAAUUGUGUUAAUGCAAAAGAAGAUUUUGCAGGUCGUUUAGCUAUAACUGCCCUACUUCAUAGAUUUCAAGAGGUGUUAAAACGUUACAAUGAUGAUGAGCGUCAUAGUGGGAAAUGCCCUUUACCGCGUUAUAGACUUUCAGAAAUUUCAUUUGUUUUAAAAGCUAUUGAAACAUUAAUUUCAUCAAUGAAAAAAUCUCCACCAAGUAAAGUAAACAAAACUGCUUGGAAUCAGAUAAUUGCAUUAUAUCCAUUCUUAGUUGAUUGUACGGUUACAACGUCUCAAGAAGUAUCCAGGGCAUUAAGAGAAACACUAUUACAAUAUGCAGAGUUAUUACACACACCGAAAUUGCACGAAAGCACGGCCACAACAACAACAUUACCAUUAUCUGGGGAAAGUGUAUCAUAACUAUAUGAGAAUGAUGGUGCUAUAUCCAACCGAAGGCUAAUUUGAUCGUAGAAAAAGGUCUUCACUGUUUUUUUUAUUUUACUGUUUUCACUACACAUACACUAGAAUGCGAAUAAUUUGUAAACCAUAAUUUGAACGGUGUUUAAAUUUUAAAGGAAGUUGAACUAUCCUUUUUUUAGAUGCAAGUAUUAUUAACUAAUAAAUAAAUUUAAAGUAAAAUAUUGUUCACAAUGAAAAAAACAACUUUUAACAUAAUUUACAGAAUAAAAUAGAUAAUCGG
Molecule: messenger RNA, 5353 nt
Organism: Condylostylus longicornis
Lineage: Eukaryota; Metazoa; Arthropoda; Insecta; Diptera; Dolichopodidae
Gene: mon2
Product: protein MON2 homolog
Exons: 1
Coding region: 97-5073 (1658 amino acids)
Source: RefSeq, a predicted model, not a curated record